Molecule: messenger RNA, 950 nt
Organism: Medicago truncatula (barrel medic)
Lineage: Eukaryota; Viridiplantae; Streptophyta; Magnoliopsida; Fabales; Fabaceae
Product: protein PLANT CADMIUM RESISTANCE 2
Exons: 4
Coding region: 114-707 (197 amino acids)
Source: RefSeq, a predicted model, not a curated record
AAUGGUUUUUCCUAGUAGUUACAAAUCAUAUUAAUGUGGAACACUCUUAUAUAAGUUCCUCCAAUUUAUAUGUAUACAUUGUAAGAUAAUAAAGAAAAGUUUGUGUUGGUUAAAUGAAUUCCACCAACAACAUUAUGUAUCCUGCCGUAAGUGAAACAGAUCAUAGUAGUCAUGGCCAUGGCCAUCCCCCUCAAGGUCAAGGCUAUGUCCUACAAAUGCCAAGUUAUGGCAUGCCAGUGCAACAACCUUAUGCUCCUCCAUAUAUCAGCACCAGUUCAAGGGGCAUCCCAAGAACACAUCACUGGUCAACUGGUCUUUGCCGUUGUCUUGAUGAUCCAGGAAUCUGUUUGGUCACUUGCUUCUGCCCUUGUGUUACUUUUGGAUUGAUAGCAGAGAUAGUGGAUAAAGGCAAUUCAACUUGCACCUGUGAUGGAACAAUUUAUGGGGCGCUACUGGCUGUGACUGGACUUGCAUGUUUAUAUUCAUGUUAUUAUCGGUCCAAACUGAGGGCACAAUAUGACUUGCCAGAGGCACCUUGUAUGGAUUGCUUAGUUCAUUUUUGUUGUGAAACUUGUGCUCUUUGUCAGGAAUAUAGAGAGCUCAAAAACCGUGGAUAUGACUUGAGCAUAGGUUGGGAUGCCAACGUGGAAAGACAGAGGCCAGGAGUUGCAGUGGCACCACCAAUGAUUUCACCUAUGACAAGAUAAAAAAAAGAAAAAAAUGAAACCUCUUUAGGAGCUCUUUUCACAAGCCACGGAAAUUGUUGAUCUUGUUUCAACUUCUUGGUUUGUAUAUAUUCUGUUUGAUGCUUGAAAAUGUUUGUCUGAUAUGAUCACCAGUAUAUUAAGCUUUGUCACUUAAUUAGAGACCUACUUCAGUUCCAAUUUACAGUACUUCAUAUUUUUGUCUUAAAUCAGCCUAUAAUCCAACAAGUUAAGUUGCUUUUCGUA